GCCCGUCGCCGGUGUGUCCCAAGACGGCGGCUUUCUCGGAGCAGAUCGAGUCCUGCCACUCACUUGCCACUUCCUCUUAGGCGAUAAGAGUGGAUGGUGCGUCGACAAGUGAAGUUCUCUGCAGGAGUUGGUGGUCUUCGGAGGUGUUCGGCGUUGGUCGAGACGUGGUGUUGUGGUCUAGAUUGGAUAGGCUCUUCUGUGUUGUAGUUUGCUUGGCGGUGUUGUUUGUCUUUCGUGUGGUGUUUGCGCUACUCUUGUUGUUUGCAGCGAGUGUAAUUUCUUGUAACUGAAAUUCUGCCUUCUAUAAAGUUAUGGUACGCCUAGGCGUACUCUAAAAAAAAUCGGUUUGCAGAACCAGUCAGUCUAUUCUAGCCCAGCUGGAAUUUCGCAGCGGGACGCGUUGACGUGCGCUGAUGGCGCCGGCUAAACGGACUUGGAGGGCGCGGCGCUCUCGGGCACCUCGGGUCAACGCCCAACGGCCGGCCGUGCCAUGUAGUUUAUCUGGACAGGAACUUCGCAACAGAUAUCGAACAAGUAGAGACGCCAUUCCCCGUGCAUAUGGCGUCAUCGGCGGGGCAUCGUCGGCGGGGCAAGAACAGGCCCAAAAAGAAGAAGAAAACGGCCGGACCAACCACCGUGCAGGACCUCCCCGACCAUCUCUUCGAGCUCAUCCUCGUCCGCCUCGGCCCGUCCCCGUGCCUCGUCCGCGCCGCGGCCGCGUGCAAGCGGUGGUGCCGCGUCGUCGCGAACCCCGGCUUCCUCGCCCGCUUCGGCCCGCGGGCGCCGCACGUCGGCGACUACCACACCGACCAAGGCGGCCAACCUCUCUUCGUCCCGUCCUCGCCGGUCGCCGUCGACGGCAGGCGCUUCUCCCUCGACUUCCUCCCGGACAGCGGGUCAUGGGACAUCGCGGACAGCGUCUGCGAGCCGCUCACCGGACUCUACCAGGGGAUCAUCUGGCUUGGCGUGUUCCGGCGUCGCCUCGGUGCGUUCCUGCUUGACGGCGACGACGCGGACCGCCGCGUCAGCAUGUCCAACUUCAGGGUCCUCGCUGCCUUCGACAGAACCACUGCCUGCAUCUUCUCCACCGGCAGCGACGGCGGGUGGCGCCUCGUGUCCAGCGCGAUCACCGGCGACAUCGAGCUCCCAUCAACGCUCGGCCCCGAAAAUUUCGUAGGGCGUGCAAAUGGCACUAUAUAUUGGGGAAUCGAAGGAAGUGACACCGAUGUACUUGUUCUUGAUGAGUCCACGGCGGAGUUCUCAACCGCCACAUUGCCGGAGGCCUUAUGGUGGCCAUCCCACAAGGGGAUCUCUCGGGUUGUGGGCGGCGAGGACGGCGUGCUGCGCGUCAUCCGCCUGAUAAACAACGAGCUUAAGGUGUUUGCACGGCGGCGCCCAGACAGCGACGACGACGAUGAGUGGUCGCUAGAGAUGCAGCUGAGGUUGCCGGAGGCCACCCUUGGGCUGCCGGGGCGCGAAGAGAGCUUUUUCCAGCAAGAAGCCAUGAUUGUCUCCGCGAAUACUCGAUACGUCCUGCUGACACCGAGCGAGGAGACGUGGCUGUUCUCUGUUGAGCUGGACACGAUGCGAGUGGAGCGCAAUCACGAGAGGAACAAGUACGCCGGAGCAGCUCACCCGUACAAGUUGCCGUGGCCGCCGGCUUUGGCUGAUCCUAGCAGGGAGAGGGGGCAAGAUUAGUUAGUUGGAAGGGUCCGUUGCAACCCUGUAAUCAGCCCGUGCGUGUAGCAUUUUUUAUGCGUGAUUGUGUAUCAAAUUUCGAAAGAUUAUCUGUUUCUCUGUGUCA
This is a messenger RNA of Aegilops tauschii subsp. strangulata, 1804 nucleotides long. RefSeq lists its product as uncharacterized. Gene Ontology annotation, molecular function: protein binding. The record is from RefSeq and is a predicted model, not a curated record. Lineage: Eukaryota; Viridiplantae; Streptophyta; Magnoliopsida; Poales; Poaceae.